UUUGUCAUCUUAUAUAGCCUCUGUGCUAUAUAUGUAAUCAUAAGUUAGAGAAACAGAUUUUUGGCUUUUCCUCUCUUCCUCUCUGGUUGUGCUCUUCUUCAUGGCAUGUCUUCUAUAACAAACCCUAAAGAGAAACAAGAAACAGAGAAACCUCUAAAGUUUUCUUGAAAUUUUCUUGUGACACAAACCAAGAAAUAGUUUGUAUACAAAUCAACCAACAUUCAUUGUUUUCAAAAAGGGUCCCAAUAACCCCAUUGUAGUGAUAGCUUUGUUUUCAUCUCCCAACAUUAGCACCCACCCAAAAUUCUUGAUUAUCUUUUUUUUUUUUAACUUUCCCUUGAUAGAAACAUAUGUAACAAGUAGGAAUAAUUCCAAUACAGAGAAGAUCCACACAACACUUUUCUUUCUCUUUCUCUUCUUUUGUAUCUUCUCAUUAUAGUGUCUCAAUAUGAAGUUGCUUAGACUCAGGAAGAAGCAACGUUUGGUGUUUUUACUAUGCGUGUGGUGUUUGGUGGUGGAUUUGAACAAGGCAGAAACAGAGGAAAGUGAAGGAGGUCCUAUGGAGAAAACAGAGCAAACUGCUCUCUACUCUACAAUUCAAGGCUUUGUCGGUGACUCUUGGAAUGGCUCUUAUCUUUAUCCUGACCCUUGUGGCUGGACUCCUAUCCAGGGUGUGACUUGUGAUAUGUAUGAUGAUCAUUGGUAUGUAACUGCUCUAAGCUUUGGGACUGUUAAAGACAACUCUUUUGAUUGUGCUGAGGUUCCAGUGAUCAGACCACAACUCUUUGAGCUCAAGCAUCUCAAGUCCCUCUCUUUUUACAGCUGCUUCACAACACCCAACCGAUAUCUAGCUUCAAUCUCUGAUGAGAAGUGGUUGGAUCUCUCUAAAAGCUUGGAGAGACUUGAGAUCAGAUCAAACCUGGGAUUGAUAGGUGAACUCCCUUCUGUCAUCACUAAUCUCACCAACCUUCAAUCUCUGGUAGUGCUAGAGAACCAGUUAACAGGUCCAUUACCGGAGAAUUUGGCCAAGUUAACAAGACUGAGACGCUUAGUAUUGUCAGGAAACAAGUUCACAGGGAGAAUACCAGAGGUCUAUGGGUUAACCAAGUUGUUGAUAUUGGAUCUGAGCCGGAACCUCUUAUCUGGGCCGUUGCCUUUAAGCAUUGGAGGAUUGGGUUCACUGCUGAAACUUGAUCUCAGUAACAAUUACUUGGAAAGAAAGUUACCUAGAGAGCUACAGUCUUUAAAGAAUCUAACUCUUUUGGAUCUUAGAAACAACAGAUUCUCAGGUGGAUUGACUAAAGAGAUCCAAGAGAUGAGUUCUUUGGUAGAACUAGUUCUAUCCAAUAACCGCCUAACCGGGGACUUGACAGGAAUAGAAUGGAGACAUCUCAAGAAUUUGGUGGUUCUAGAUCUCUCCAACACAGGAUUAACAGGGGAGAUUCCUAGUUCAGUCUUGGAGCUCAAGAAACUGAGGUUUUUAGGUCUGAGCAACAACAGUCUUGGAGGCAAACUCAUUCCGCAAAUGGAAACCGAAAUGCCUAGUCUCAGCGCGCUGUACGUGAAUGGAAAUAACAUCACCGGAGAGUUGGAAUUCUCUAGGAAGUUUUAUGAGAGGAUGGGAAGGAGACUUGGUGUUUGGGGGAACCCUAAUUUGUGUUAUAACGGAGAUGAGAUCAAGAACCUUAGCGAUCAUGUUCCUUUUGGUGUGAACCAAUGUAAAAGUGUUAAGGCAGAUAAAUAUUAAGACAAAA
Messenger RNA from Capsella rubella, 1754 nucleotides. RefSeq names its product piriformospora indica-insensitive protein 2. The transcript is spliced from 2 exons. Gene Ontology annotation, molecular function: protein binding. NCBI's taxonomy places the organism in Eukaryota, Viridiplantae, Streptophyta, Magnoliopsida, Brassicales, Brassicaceae. The coding region runs from base 449 to 1747 and encodes 432 amino acids. The record is from RefSeq and is a predicted model, not a curated record.